Messenger RNA from Fusarium odoratissimum NRRL 54006, 573 nucleotides. RefSeq lists its product as uncharacterized. Gene Ontology annotation, molecular function: catalytic activity. NCBI's taxonomy places the organism in Eukaryota, Fungi, Ascomycota, Sordariomycetes, Hypocreales, Nectriaceae. Gene Ontology annotation, biological process: nucleoside metabolic process. Bases 1 to 573 code for a protein of 190 amino acids. The transcript has a single exon. The record is from RefSeq and is a predicted model, not a curated record.
AUGAUGUCAUCCAAGACAGCUGAUAUACUACAAAUAAUUUGGAACGCGAACAAUUAUUUCAAGACAAGGGGAAGGAGGAACUAUACUCACCCGGGGGCCGAGAACGGCCGGCUGUGCAAGUCAGAAUACAGUAAUGUUGGUGGUCUCACUUCUUCUAAGUGUGAUUCUGAAUGGGAGGUAGAGCGCGAAGAGCGAGAGUCGACUGAUCCCAAGAUUCACUAUGGUGUUAUUACCUCUGGGGACUCACUUAUCAAGGAUGCUACCACCCAUGACAAUCUAUCGGAACAACAGCAAUUCCUCUUUGCUGAAAUGGAAGCUACGAGGCUGAUGGAUAAGUUCCUAUGUCUGGCGAUCCGUGGUAUCUGCAACUAUGCAGGCUCACAUAAGAACUGCCGUGGUAACGAUAUGCGGCUGCUACGGCUGCUGCCUUUGCUGUUGAGCUUGUCGACCAUGUCCCGGCUAAGCAAGUCCAAGACACACGAGAAGUCAUCGAGGGUGUCAGGUCAAUUUAGCAGUCGUCCAAUCAUGGAACUAUAUAUCGCUUACGCAAAUGCGCAGUUGAGGAGAAGAUAG